AUGAAUUAUCGAGAUCGUUCUGUAGAUAUGGUGGUGCUCAAGAAACAUGGUGUCUCUCAAUGCUAUCAACAAGGCUCUGUAUCCAUGUUGGGUAAUAAAAGCAGACCUCAGCCUUCACUAAAUCAAAGUCUACUCUUAAGGCAUAAGAAGUGCCCUGUUCAGGUGUUAUGCAGCCAGAAGAAAGACAUCCCUAUAGUAGAGGCUCGGACCAUGGAUAAAAAAUAUGAUACUUUAGCUGAACGUGUGGUCCCAACUGCAGCUUCAGGAACAAAUACCAGUGCAAUGCUUAAUUCGGGAUUAGAACUGUAUUCUACUCUCACCACCAAUGUGGAUAAAAAUGUGAUUUGUGCAUACAGAAACGCUCUUUCUGUUUUUAAAGGAACAACAUGGUUUCAUAUUCAGGAUCAUGUCCAUUUACAUAUAGGAAUCAGGGCAACACAUGUGGAAGGUUUGAUGUGGAAAUUUAUAAUCAUCAAUCAAAGCCAAUGCAAGAAUUUUGUUGAUGAAUGCAUACUCUGA
Lactuca saligna is the source of this 519-nucleotide messenger RNA. NCBI's taxonomy places the organism in Eukaryota, Viridiplantae, Streptophyta, Magnoliopsida, Asterales, Asteraceae. The record is from the annotation of a GenBank genome assembly.